Nymphaea colorata (pocket water lily) is the source of this 1225-nucleotide messenger RNA. RefSeq lists its product as uncharacterized. Gene Ontology annotation, molecular function: S-adenosylmethionine-dependent methyltransferase activity. The transcript is spliced from 6 exons. The coding region runs from base 78 to 1058 and encodes 326 amino acids. The record is from RefSeq and is a predicted model, not a curated record. NCBI's taxonomy places the organism in Eukaryota, Viridiplantae, Streptophyta, Magnoliopsida, Nymphaeales, Nymphaeaceae.
UGUAUUCCUGCACACAAGUAGCGGGUACGAGAGAGAGAGAGAGAGAGAGAGAGAGAGAGAGAGAGAGAGAGAGGAGGAUGGGUUCCUUGAAUUGUUUACGGAGCUUGGGAUUGUCUGGGAAUCCAAGUCCCUGCCGAACGAUGACGAAGAGUUUCAAGUGGAACCCAACUUCUUGCCGAACGUUGUCGAAGAGUUCCAAGACGAUGACCACGAUGGAGAGUCGCAAGGUCCCGACGAAUCCCAGCGGCGCCGACUUUCCCAUUGCGGCGGACAAAUGUCAGAGCCUUUGUGGGUGCGGCCGGCGACUCUUCCUUGGCGGCGCUCCGCUCCUGAUGACUCCUCCCGCCACGGCACGCCGGCCACCCGAUGGCCCCCGCGUCGAUCCAACGGUUAUACUGAACGAGGUUCAUCCCCCAAAGCCUCAAUGGUACGACGAACUGUAUGCUUGGGCAAUGGAAAAUCUUAUGGAGUCCUACAAGAUGAAGAUUUCAGGAUACAAGGAACAACUUUUCAAGGAUUUGGAAGGUGAAACUAGAAAGGUGUUGGAACUAGGUAUUGGGACGGGGCCAAAUAUUCAAUAUUAUGCUACUGGUCCAGAUGUUACUGUAUAUGGAGUAGAUCCAAAUAAGCAAAUGGAAAAAUAUGCAAAGGCGGCGGCACUAAGGGCAGGGCUACCACCAUCAAACUUUUACUUCACGCAAGCGGUUGGAGAAGGUUUGCCUGCUGAAGAUUGCAGCAUGGAUGUUGUUGUUGGAACACUUGUGCUAUGUUCUGUGAAAGAUGUUAAUGCGACCCUAGAAGAGGUGCUGCGAGUGCUAAAGCCUGGUGGACGGUUCAUCUUUUUGGAACAUGUGGCUGCUCCAGAUGGCACACCACUAAGGCUCCUCCAAGGCAUCCUUAAUCCUCUACAGAAAUUCGUCGCCGAUGGGUGCCAUUUGAACAGAGAAACAGGAAAAGAAAUCUCUAAAGCUGGAUUCUCAGAUUUGGACCUUAACAUGUCUUUUGUGCCUGGUCUCUCUUUCCUCAGCCCUCAUGUGUACGGUGUGGCAAUCAAAUAGGUAAAGAACAUAUGAACAAAGGCACAAACUAUUUGCUCAACCGUCUAUGUGCCCAAUGGUUUGGAUUGGAAUAGAAUGUACUCUUAACCAUGUGUGUUUUUUCAUCUGUUCAAAUAUUUAGAUACAAAUGGAAAUGAAGAAAACUUGAUAUCGUACCUGAAUCUAAA